This is a messenger RNA of Mercenaria mercenaria, 11090 nucleotides long. RefSeq lists its product as uncharacterized. The transcript is spliced from 21 exons. Gene Ontology annotation, biological process: protein dephosphorylation. The record is from RefSeq and is a predicted model, not a curated record. Bases 884 to 8296 code for a protein of 2470 amino acids. Gene Ontology annotation, molecular function: protein binding; protein tyrosine phosphatase activity. NCBI's taxonomy places the organism in Eukaryota, Metazoa, Mollusca, Bivalvia, Venerida, Veneridae.
ACUUCAAGCUUAGUAAUAACUAUGCAACGCAUUAGAAAUAUAAUUAAUUAAAUAGGGUUUGAGUUUUGUUUUUAGUGUAUCUGUGGUAAAGUAAUAGAAAGACUGUAGCUUUAAGAUAUAAUGUUUGUUGAUUUUUAAAUGAAGCGGAUAAAAUAAGAUAAUAUUCGUUUAAACACAUAUCUGGUUUGAUUUAGGACAUAGACAGUUAAGUAUUGAUUCCUUUGUUACAACAACUAAUAAAAAAAGAAAAUAGCGCCGUCGAAAAUGUAAUGUAUGUGGUUGUGAUGAAAGUGGUAAUUAUGUUGAUAUCUAAAACAAUUAUUUUAUUCUUUUCUGAUCUAUUCAUUAAAUGAACAAAUUAUACCGAAAUACCAAAUGUAACAAAGAUAUUUCUCUUCAAUAUGGAGCAAUCAACAUGUUAUAUAUUUCAAAAAUAUAUUUAUUUCUUUGUCAAUAUCAUAAGAAAUGGCGUUUUUAGUUUCUAACAUCGUUAAAAAUGUGUUUCUUGUGUUUCUGAUAUUUUCAAUAUUUUAAUAUUCAUAAUCAGUUCGUCAAAUAUUUUCUCAUAUAAUAACUUCUUGUAUGUUUGCAAAAAGAAGCUGAACAUUUCGUUUUGUUUAUAUCAAAGUACUAAGAAAAUGUCACAGUCAAAUUUAUUUAUCUCAUUUCUUAUUUCUGAGACAAAUUGUGUGACCUAAUAUUAUGCAACGAGGUUAUUGUUUCAACUUUAAAGUGAAGGCAUGCAAUUAUUAUGCCGUUUUUUACGGGGAUUUCUACUAAAAUGUCUCGUAAUUAGGGUAAUGUGUUUCGAGUGGAUGAAUGUAUCUGGCGCUUAAGCAAAACAAUCCUUCGGAAGAACAGAACGACCCCAUCAGCAGACAAGAUGUUAUCUUCCGUUCUUAUUGCUUUCAUGCUGUUAAUCAUUAACUGCGGAUCUGUCGUAUCUAAAUGUGAUCUAGGAUGUAAAUGUACCUGGUUCGGUUAUUGUAACGGCUGCAAUGAUGGGUACUUUGUAAAUGAUAAAAAUAUAUGCGAAAAAUGUUCAGCAAAUUGCUUAAUAUGUUCUUCAAAUCGAAUUUGCACUGAAUGUAACGCAGGGUUCUAUUUAAAACCUUAUGGCAACGGUGAAAAGGUCUGCUAUCCUUGUGCCGAAGGAUGCAGUGUGUGUUAUUCUAAAGAAGAAAAGUGUUAUCAGUGUGACACGGGAUAUUUCAGGAACGGUGGGUCGUGUCGAAAAUGCCCGAAAAACUGUACAAAGUGCACAUCAGAAAAUGAAUGUAUUGAAUGUAACGACGGAUACUAUCAAAAUGGAACGUUGUGCUUGGCAUGUCCCAGUGGGUUCUACGGGCUAGAAUCUGCAUGUUUACCUUGUCUCGCGAACUGCGCCUCCUGUGCGGUGUAUUAUGAAUGCACUGAAUGCAAGCUUGGAUAUUUUGGACGUACUUGUACACAAAGGUGCUCUCCUGGAUGCGUAGACAACAUUUGUGAAAAGGAAACGGGAAAAUGCAGUUGUCAAGACAACUUUAUUGGAGAAUCGUGUAAUUCAUGUAGUCCUGGAAAAUUUGGACCGGCUUGUAAUCAAAAUUGCCCUAAACAUUGUUGGACUUGUGAUUCAUACGACAACUGUACUAUGUGUUUUGACGGAUUUUAUGGUAAAAUAUGCGAACAGAAUUGUUCUAGUGGAUGUUCGGAGAGUAGCUGUAACGCGGUUAAUGGUAUCUGCGAUUGUAAGCCUUCGUAUUAUGGGCAUAAAUGUGAAAUGACUUGUCCAAGUGGGUGUUUAGCCGACGUUUGCGACAAGGAAACAGGCACCUGCAAUAAAUGUAAACCUCUUUUUAAACGGCCAAAAUGCGUAAAUUGCAUGGACGGGUAUUGGGGUAAAGACUGCAGAAACGAGUGUCCCGACAGCUGCCGUUCCUGUUUAUCAACUACGGAAUGCACAAAAUGCAAAGAUGGAAAUCACGGAGAAAAAUGUGAAAAGAAAUGCUCUUAUGGAUGCUUAUUAGACAUGUGUGAUCAAGAUACAGGGAUAUGCUCUAAAAGCUGUAAAGCAAACUUCACCGGAACGUACUGCAAGCAAUGCAUACCUGGGAUGUACGGAAGUUAUUGCAACGUAUCAUGUCCUGAGAAUUGUUAUACUGGGACGUGUGAUACACGGGAUGGGACAUGCUUGUUAGGAUGCAUUCCUAAAUUUCAUGGCAGAUAUUGUGAUUUGUCCUGUCCAGGUAGCUGCAAGAAAUGUACCUCAGAACAUUCCUGUCAGUCUUGUGAAGAUCGUUUUUGGGGAGAGCGUUGUCAGAUAAAAUGCUCCACAGGGUGUUCGGAUGGCGUGUGCCGGUCGGAUGGAACAUGCAAUGCAUGUAUUUCAGGUUACUAUGGAGAGCAUUGUAAUAUGCAAUGCCCGGAGAACUGUAUUACCUCCUUGUGCAAUAUAUCAGGUUAUUGCAACGAUUGUCAGCCUGGUUAUUUCGGUAUAUUUUGUUCUGAGCUUUGUCCUCCAGCUUGUAUUUCAGGCAAGUGCUCAAGGGACGGAAGUUGCUAUGCCUGCAUAUCUGGGCUUUACGGGAUCAGGUGUGAUAGAUCUUGCCGCAAGAACUGUCAGACCUGUACAGAUAAUAUGUCGUGUAAGUCAUGUUUCAAUGGUUUUUACGGCCCAUUUUGCCAAGCCAAAUGCAGUUACUGUAAAAGAGGAACAGCUUGUAAUAUUGAUACCGGAUAUUGUGAAGUUUGUGAAGAUGGGCUGUAUGGCAAUAAAUGCAAAUCGGAAUGUCAAACGAAAUGUCAAACCUGUGAUAGUUCUAGUGGUCGAAUAAAUGAAUGUUUAACGUGCAAAAUAGAUAGUUACGGACGAAAUAAAAGCAGUAGGUUUUAUCACUGCAACACUCAGUGCUCUGCAAAUUGUAUGAAUACAACAUGUAAUGCUGACAAUGGGACAUGUGACUACGGCUGCAAACGUGGCUAUUGGGGAAAUCAGUGCCUGUUGGAAUGUCCCGAAAAUUGUCUUCACGGCGACUGUCUCAGCGUUAAUGGAAGUUGUAGGCUAGGGUGCUUAGCCGAUUAUAAUGGAGAUAAAUGCGUAUGUCCAAUUAACUGUAUAUGUUAUCUAAAUGGCACAUGUGCCAAGUGUAAGACUGGUUUUGGAAAUUUGGCUAAAAAUUGCUCUUGUACGUUAGAAAUGUGUAACAGCGCAAAUCAGUGUACAUCAUGCUAUAACUCAAAAUAUUACUUACAAAGUAAUUCAUGCUGUAAAUGUAAUAACAAUUGUAGACAAAAUGAAUGCUCUUCAGAAUUUGAAUGUACAUAUGGGUGUAAGCCUGGAUUUUAUGGCUUCUCGUGUCUUUCUGAAUGUAAAAUACAAGAUGUCAUGUGCACUGACUGCAUAACAACAUAUGAUGGAAAGUAUGGCGGGUGCAUUUCUUGUAUAGAUGGUUAUUUUCCAGACUCGGAUCAUAAUACCAAUACGCGUUGCUCAGAAUGCAAAAAGACAUGUAUUGAUCAGAAAUGUGAUAACAAAAUGGGGUUUUGCCUUAUGGGAUGUGUAAAUGGUACAUGGGGUAAACGAUGCGAGAAACUAUGCUUUAAAAGUUGCUUGGUUUGUGAUAAGCAAACCGGACACUGCAAUCGUUGCGUAAAUCCCGCUAUAUAUGGUCCUCACUGUGAUUUGGUGUGUAAUGGUAACUGCGUAAAGAAGGAAUGCGACUGGUCAACGGGAAUAUGUAGCUUGGGGUGUGAAGUUGGCUACUACGGAAAUAAAUGCCAUAAUUCGUGCAGCUUUGCUUGUCUCAACAGAACAUGCGACAGAGAAACUGGCUCUUGUGUCAAUGGGUGUAUAAAAGACUACGAGGGAGAAUCAUGCUUACAAGAAAGAAGAUAUGGAACUGAUUCUGAUUCGACCAGCCCUGUUGGUACUAUUGUUGUGGUGGUUUCUGUAACUGUCCUCGUCAUCUAUGCAGCCGUUACUACUGUUACAUUGGUCAGAAAACGACAAAAAGAGAAACGGCGACAGGAAGUUACUCUUCGUUUAAGGCAUGCAGUUGAGUAUAACCAAAACAGAGCAGCUUGUAGAAUUAUGGAGGACUCAGGUCAUAUCUACGAAGAGCCAAUUGAACAUAUCUACGAUGAGCCAGCUGAAGACCAGACAACAGAAGGAGAGUCAGCGAAACUCAUACGAGGUCCAGUCAGUCAGGAAGGCAACAAAAAAGGCAGUUACAUGUAUAUUCAUCCGAUUUAUUCUAUUUCCCAAAACACAGCAAUCGAUAACAAAUUAGUGUCGUCUGGUUGUAUUGAUAUAAGCGUAUCUGAAAAUUUUUAUAACUUUAAAGAUAUAAAGAACUUGGAUUUACAAAUAAAGUUGUUAGGAUGCGAUCAAAAAUUUAGGCCACAAACAAUGUCACAUUUGUCCCAUAUCGUUUUCAUGUUGUUAACCAUAAACUGCGGAUCUGUCGUAUCAAUAUGUAUUCCAGGAUGUAAAUGUAGCUGGGCCGGUUAUUGUCGCGGCUGCAGUGAUGGUUAUUAUAUGAAUGAUAAAAAACUAUGCAAAAGCUGUUCAGCAAAUUGCUUAACAUGUUCAUCAAAUCGAAUAUGCACAGAAUGUAACACAGGAUUCUAUUUAAAACCUUUGUACAACGGUGAAAAAUUAUGUUAUCCUUGUGCCAAAAGAUGCCUUGAAUGCUCUUCUACUGAUAUAUGUUCUCAGUGUGUCACGGGAUACUUCUUGAACGGCGAGUCGUGUAGAAAAUGUCCAAAAAACUGUACAUAUUGCAUAUCAGAAAAUGAAUGUAUUGCAUGUAACGACGGUUACCAUCAAAACGGCACAUUGUGCUUGGCCUGUCCAAGUGGGUUCUACCGGCACAAAUCUGUUUGUUUACCUUGUCUCGAUAAUUGUGCUUCAUGUGCGAUACAUUAUGAAUGCACUGAAUGCAAACCUGGAUAUUUUGGACCUACAUGUACACGAAGGUGUUCUUCUGGAUGCAUAGACAAAGUAUGUGAACAAGAAACCGCGAAUUGCAGUUGUCAGGACAACUUUAUGGGAGAAACAUGUGGUUCAUGUACUCCUAGAAAAUUUGGACCGACCUGUAAUCAAGACUGCCCUAAGCGGUGUUGGACUUGUGAUUCAUACGAAAACUGUACUAUGUGUACUGCCGGAUAUUAUGGUGAGCGAUGCGAACACAAUUGCUCUAGUGGAUGUUUGGAGAGUGGCUGUAACCCGUUAAAUGGUAUCUGCAAUCGAUGUUUGCCUUCAUAUUAUGGAAAACGAUGUGAAAUGACUUGUCCAAAUGGGUGUCUAGAUAACGUUUGCGACAGGGAAACGGGCGCCUGCCAUAAUUGUAAACCUCUUUUCAAAUGGCCAAAAUGUGUAAAUUGUAUGAAUGGUUAUUGGGGUAAGGACUGUACAAGUGACUGUCCCAACAGCUGCCGUUCCUGUAUAUCCACUACGGAGUGCACAAAAUGCAAAGAUGGACUUCAUGGAGAAAAAUGUGAAAAGAAAUGCUCUUAUGGAUGCUUACUAGAUAGGUGUGAUCUUGACACGGGGGUAUGCUCUGAAAGCUGUAAAGCAAACUUCACCGGAACGUACUGCAAGCAAUGUAUACCUGGGAUGUAUGGAAGUAAUUGCAGCGUAUCAUGUCCAGAGAAUUGUUAUAAUGGAUCGUGUGAUACACGGGAUGGGACGUGCCUGUUAGAAUGCAUUUCUAAAUUUCAUGGCAGAUAUUGUAAUUUGUCAUGUCCAGACAACUGCAAGAAAUGUACCUCAGAAACUUCAUGCCAAUCUUGUGAAGAUCGUUUUUGCGGAGUGCGUUGUCAGACAAAAUGCCCUAUCGUCUCUUUAAAUGACACGUGCCGUUCGGAUGGAACUUGCUAUGCAUGUAUUCCUGGUUACUAUGGAGAGUAUUGCAAUAGAUCAUGCCCGGAGAACUGUAUAAACUCCUUGUGCAAUAUGUCAGGUUAUUGCAAAUAUUGUAAGGCGGGUUAUUUCGGUAAUUUUUGUUCAGACCUAUGUCAUCAAAAUUGUUUAUCAGGUGAGUGUUUGAGGAAUGGAAGCUGUUAUUUCUGCCCAUCUAGGCUUUACGGGACCACGUGUGACAAGUCUUGCCACAAGAACUGUCAGUCCUGUACAGAUAGUAUGUCGUGCAAGUCAUGUUUCAAUGGUUUCUAUGGUCAAUUUUGCCAAGCCAAAUGCAGUUACUGUAAAAGAGGAACAGGUUGUAAUGUUGAAACUGGAUAUUGUAAAUUUUGUGAAGAUGGAUUUUAUGGCAACAAAUGCAAAUCGAAAUGUAAUACGAAAUGUCAAACUUGUAAUAGUUCUAGUGGUCAAAUGAAUGAAUGUUUAACGUGCAAAGUAGGUAGUUACGGACGAAAUAGAAACAGUGGGUUUUAUCAAUGCAGCACACAGUGCUCUUCAAACUGUAUGAAUACAACAUGUAACGCUGACAAUGGGACAUGUGACUACGGCUGCAAACGCGGCUACUGGGGAGACAAGUGCCUGUUGGAAUGUCCCGAAAACUGUCUUCACAGCGACUGUCACACCGAUAAUGGUACUUGCAGGCAAGGGUGCUUAGCUGGUUUAAAUGGAGAUAAAUGCGAAUGUCCAAUUAACUGUAUUUGUUAUAUAAAUGGCACUUGUACCAAAUGUAAAACUGGUUUUGGAAAAUUGGCUAAAAACGUGGUUAGCUUCUACGGAGAAGAUUGCCUUAAUUCAUGCAGCGAUACUUGUCGCAACAUAACAUGCGACAGGGAGACAGGAUCCUGUGACCAUGGUUGUCUAGAAGAUUUUGAAGGAGCCAUGUGUUCACAGGAAAAAACAAUCGAGAAUACCUCUAGUACAACAAAACAACUUGGGUCUGUAAUACUGCUGGUAUCCGUGGUUAUACUGACCAUCAGUAUAGUUGUGGUAGCUGUUAUACUGCUCAAGAAACGACAAAACCCUAAACGAGAACGUGUAGUCAGUGGGAGGUUUGGAGAUGUUGUGACAUACCGACAAGUUAGAAGUACGUGUGACCGUUCGGAGGACAACUCUUUAGGCAUUGUCUCCGUAAAGAGAAAUAACAAACAGAAACAAAGGCUGUCAGGAAACAAGAAACACAAUGCAGCCUGUCCAGAAAGUUCAGCAUCCAGCGAUGAUACCCAAUCCUCACACUGUCUGUCCAAAAGCACUGCUGAAUAUGCCACAAUCGAGAGGAAACAUCCAGACAUCCAAGGGGGCACAGCAGAAUGUGCUGAAACAUUUGACGAUCACAUAUACUUCAAUGCAGAUGAAGUAAUGAAAAGAAAAAUACCAUUAAAUCAACUUAGAGAGUUUGUACAAAACAAAACUAUAGACAGUUAUGUUGAAGAAUUUAAGGAAUUACCGUCGGGACUUAUUAAGCCGCAUAAAGCUUCGCAGAAGAGAGAGAACAUACUGAAAAACCGUUACAGAGAUAUAUAUCCUUAUGACAGUAAAAGGGUAAUCAUACGGGAAGGUAAUUCUGACUACAUUAAUGCAAGUUACAUAGACGGUUACAUGAAACAAAGAGCAUACAUUGCUUCGAUGGGUAUGCCAUUUGUUUACAUUAUACAUAUUUUUUCGUACUCAAACUGUCUCAACACAUGUGUAAUUACCAUGAAUAUAACUUUCUUUAACCAUAGAUAUUACAACACAGGUAUUUUAAAUAAGAAAAGACGAUACUAUUCCUGUACGAUUUAUGAUCAUAAGACGUGUUAUAUGAAUAUAAUUUCAGGACCGACAAUCAAACAAAUGGGUGCUGAUUUUGAUGUAUUCUGGAACAUGGUCUGGCAGGAGAGAGUUGGCAAAAUUGUUAUGCUGACCAAUCUUAGAGAGUCGGGGAUACAAAAAUGUGACAAAUAUUGGCCUGAUGAAAGAUGUUGUAACAAGUAUGGAAACGUGAAGGUCAUAUGUCAGGUUGAAGAGAUCUAUGCUAAUUAUACUGCCAGGAUCUUCACAAUGGAGAAAACAGAGAAAAGGACGCUAUAUCAGAUGCAUUUUACAGCCUGGCCGGACAAAAGUAGACCAAAACAAAUUUCCAGUUUAACAGACUUCUGGGAGAAAGUAAAAGGCAUAAGCACAACAGAAGAUGGACCUAUGAUUGUUCAUUGCAGUGCAGGGGUUGGCCGAACGGGAACUUAUAUAGCACUGGACAUAUCAGCCAAUGAAGGAAUGUCUGAGGGUCACGUGGAUAUUUUUGCAUGCGUCAGAAACCUGAGGGAAGAACGUGUCUGCUUGGUACAGACAGUGGGCCAAUAUCGAUUCCUCCAUGAGGCUUUGUUACAGAUCCUAUCCCCUGAUAACACCCACGUAUGAUAAACCACACCCGGUUAAGCAAGAAGUGCAAACAUCACAUACCUGUUAUGAAUGAUAAUGGAGCUUUUAACAGCCACCAGCGAUAAAAUUGAAAAUUAUCAUUUCAUAGUGCAGUGUGUUAAAAUGACGGCACGUUCCGACAUCUGCUAAAGUAUGCUAGGCAGACAAACAUUCUUUACCAAAUAAAGACUAAAUGUUUGAGUAACUGCUGUGUGAAUGUAUUUUAUGUUCUUUAAAUUUAAUUAAUUGUUAAUUCGCGAAUCUCCUUGUACAUAAUUUUGCAGAAUUUUAUAAUAAUUACCUAGCAUGAGGCACUAGGACUGAAAUAGAUAGAAAAAAGCUGUUAUUAAUUUACACAGUAUAUGAAAAGAAAGCAAGAAUAAGUACAGACAAUCGUUGCGGAAUUUCAUGCAAUAAGUUAACACAUACACAUUAAUAACUCUGUGACAUUGGUUUGAUAUUGGGAUGAUUAUGUAACCUGUGUAGUCCGGCCAAGUUUGAGAGUGCGCUUAUAUUGCACAAAGUGUAUAUUUCCCGACUACCGUGAAUUGAAUUCGAUGGCAAAUUCUAAAAAGGAGGGGUGGGGGGGGGGUAAAAUAUAAGGAUAUGUUUGUACUGCAAUGUUAUAAAGCUAUCUUUUAAAGUUAUGAGUGUUUGCUUUAGGUAUAAAAGGUCCCGAAUUUAUGUCCAGCCGUGGGUGCACAACUACAUGUAUCAUAAUAAGCUUUAUUGAUAUUUGAUGGAACUGUAAUAAUAACGUAAUUCAUUUGCAUGCACAAUUUUUGUACAAAUUUAAAAGCUGUUAUAACUUUAUGUUUUCAUGAAAUUUCUCGCUAACAUUGCGAGGGUGCAAAGCAAGCACAUGUGAAAUGCAGACAGAUAGACGGUCUUUUUGCUUUAUGCUGUCGAUUUGUUCUUGCCUGUUUUCUCAGGUAUAAAAGUAAGUAAGUAAGUAAGUUAGCAAAUUGUUUGUUUCAUAUUUUUAAGAUGUAUGUAACUGAAAAGAUGAAGAGAUUAUUUACAUAUGAGGAUCAUCCACAUAUCGGCAAUAAAUAUGCUUCAGAGGAAAGGACAAAUAUUGGUAAUUAAUUAAUGUCUAAAGUAUGUCUACUCACCAGUUUCAUAAUAGUUUGCAGUUACAAUGUUUUCAUGUUUGGAAUUUUGUAAUGAUUUUCCUUAUUUGACGUUUUGAAAAAGGAGUUGGAACCAGUUCUUAUGCUACUUAUAAUUAAUUGCCGUCUUCAUUAUAUAUGUUCCUCAGUUUCUGAAUGUACAUGACUUCCAACAAUGAAGUUUCGGUCUUUGUAUUCAUCUCAAAAUCUAAAAAAUGCAAUCAUCACAUAUUUCAAGAACAAUAUUCUUGACGUGUACAUGUAAUUGUUAUCGUUUUUUCAAUUUUAUAUUCCUUCUUCCGCUUUGAAAAAGGAAAUAUGGAAACUGUGCAUUACUCAUUCGAAAUGACGAUUUUUACUAUUUAUUUAUAAUUUAAUUAUAUCUAAAUGUUUCUCUUUAAUAAGAAUAAGAGUUAAAGAAUAAAAAAAACCUGCAUAACCGUCAUUUAAAAACUGCAGAGAAAUUAAAUAACAAGUACCUAUAGGAUUAAAGAUAUUAUAAUUAUUCGAAAGCUCCUGCAAUUUUAGUAUAAAAUCAGGUGAGGCACCGUCUGCAGGCUAUAAAAUUCAGCCAUUGAACGUAAAAGAAAGCCUGAUAUAGUGUACAGUUUAUGUAAGUGUUUCUCUAUAAAACAAAUAAGUGUAGUGAUUUCACUCUAGUUAGAUGCUGGUACAGCACAAUUCUUUAUUCUGUUGUUAAACAGAAACCUUUUAGCGUGUAUGAAACACAUUGCAUUGAUUCUGUGUCUUAUAUUGAACAAACUGACGUUGGAAAUUUCACGAUCAAGAAAAGUACUUUGCUUUAAUGAAAAAGGAAAUAUCAGAACUUGUUUUACUGAUUUUAACAAUAACUAGUUGAUAAAAAGAAAUCCUGCUCUGACAAGAGGUUUUGUGAAUUAUGACGUUCUGCAGAAACUCAGAAUGAGACCCAUUUAGUUAUUGGUUGUAUUAUAAUUUAUAUAACGCAUAGCGCGAAAACCUAUAUAAGACAUUCGGUAAUUAUUCACUGACUUCUCAAAUAUGUCUUCAUAUAGCUUAUGAAUAGUGAAAAUACUGAAUGUUAUCAACCUUUUGGCACGUUUAUGAAUGUUAUAACAUGAAGUGUGAAUUGUUUAGAAUUCUAACACGACCAGCAAGUAACCUACAUACAUAUAGAGCAAAAUCUAUCUCGGGUUAUUCUGCAAUAAACCACUCGCGUGCAAUGACGUCAUCCGAUCCAGGUGCUAGCACGGUCAUGAAAAAUAGUUACCAUUUUUUUCUAACAUUGUUGAUACUAAAAUGUCAUGUUAGAAUCGAUAUAAUAAGUUCCCAAAAGUGAAUAAUCGUAGAAUAACCCGAGAUCUUCGUUCUUAUGCGAAACAAUAUAUCACACAGGCCUACGGCCUUCGUGAUAUAUUCUUAUGUAUAAGAACUCAACCUCGUUCUUAUGCGAAACAAUAUAUCACACAGGCGUACGGCCUUCGUGAUAUAUUCUUACGUAAAAGAACUCAAAACUCGGGUUAUUCUACAAUAAACCGCGUUUGGGAACUUAUUAUUUUUUAAAUAUUUGUAUAACAGCACAAUAAAAUGAUGUAAUACGUGUGCUUGUUCUGGUUAUUACUUACAAUCAGUAAGAAUAUGUUUGUGCUCAGCUGAAUUUGCAUAUUUAAUUAAAGUAAAAAGUAAAACUUCCUUAUCUUCUA